Molecule: messenger RNA, 3033 nt
Organism: Chelonia mydas (Green sea turtle)
Lineage: Eukaryota; Metazoa; Chordata; Testudines; Cheloniidae
Gene: LDLRAP1
Product: low density lipoprotein receptor adaptor protein 1
Exons: 9
Coding region: 174-1094 (306 amino acids)
Cellular component (GO): early endosome
Source: RefSeq, a predicted model, not a curated record
GGGGAGCCGCCGCGCGUCACCAGCCGCACCAGCCCGGGCGGAUCUACAUAAAACUCGCCUCCCACUUCCCCCCACGCGAUCAUCCCUCGACCGCCCCGAGCCGGGAGGCGGCGCCGCCCGCCCGCCGGGCAAAGUUUGUUGGCCGGAGUUGGGGGAGCGCGGCGGGGCGCGCCAUGGAGGCGCUGCGGUCGGCGGGCAGGGCCAUCAUCCGGAGCCCCAGCGCCGCCAAGCAGUCCUGGGGCGGCGGCAAGCACCAGAAGCUACCGGAAAACUGGACCGACACCAGAGAGACCCUACUGGAGGGAAUGCUUUUCAACCUAAAGUACAUGGGCAUGACUCUGGUGGAACAGCCCAAAGGAGAAGAUCUCUCGGCAGCUGCCGUCAAAAGAAUUGUGGCAAUGGCUAAAGCACGUGGCAAGAAACUGCAGAAAGUUACCCUGAAGGUAUCUCCCAGAGGGAUUAUCCUAAAUGACAGCGGAACGAACGAAUUGAUAGAAAACAUCUCGAUAUACAGGAUCUCUUAUUGCACCGCGGACAAGAGCCACGAUAAAGUGUUUGCCUACAUUGCUCAGAGCCAGCACAGCGAGAACCUGGAGUGUCACGCUUUCCUCUGCCCCAAACGGAAACUGGCCCAGGCAGUCACCCUAACUGUAGCUCAAGCGUUCAAAGUCGCGUUUGAGUUCUGGCAAGCAUCCAAGGAAGAGAAAGAAAAGCGGGAAAAGUCCCUCUCUGAGGGAGAAGGUGCAAGUGGCCCAAACUCAGAAGAUCCUGCCUGCCUUAAAGCGUCAGUUGCCACAGGGAACCUGUUGGACUUCGAAGAUGCUGCCAAAUCUCCCCUGACUGUCAGCGCGAACGCCCCACGCGUGGAUGAGUUGGGUCCAAACUUCUCAUCUGAGAACAACAACCUAGUCUGGGAAAUGGAUGAUGGGCUGGAGGAGGCAUUUUCAAGACUUGCUCAGUCAAGAACUAACCCUCACGUCCUGGACACUGGCCUGACUGCUCAAGAUAUCCAGAGUGCAGAAACCCUUUCUCCUGUAGACUGGGACAAAAUGGAUUCAAAUGCGGCAGAGAAAGAUGACCUGUUUGGGUUCUGAAGAACUCCUCCUCCACCGAACUGUUUGCAAUAAAGUAACCACUAAAAGUAAAAGGGCUGAAUGCGAACCCUUCUGGGUGAAGUUCUGGAGGGAUUUCUUAAAGGGGAGGCUUUCACCAUUCUUACAGAUGCUGUUAUUGCAAUAACAACUGCUUAGACCAAAGCUUUAGACAUUUAAUACAUAUUUUUUUAACCUUGCUUUUUAUCUAAACAAUGAGAUGCUCCUGAAUAUAUUUAUUCAGUAACCGUUACAGUUUACAUAUAUUAUGGAAGUUACAUUGCUGGAUCCUAUACAAAAGUAACGUGUACAGUUUUUAGAUGGCAAUAUACUGAUGGAAGAGUAUUCAGCAGAGCUUGCUGUCUUCCGAAAAUGACUAUCCAGCACCAAAGACUCUUUAGCGUGUACAUAUUUUUCUAGACACCUGCACAUAUAAUUGCAAUUGUAAGCACAAAUGUUACUCAUCCUUUGCUUCCAAAACAACUCUAGUUCUGCAGUUGUCUUCUUGAUAAACUGGGAGGGAAAGAACUACACCAGUAUUAAAAUCAGAGGUAACAGAUUUUAUUUUCCUUGUGAAUGUCUGCGAUAAAUCCCCAUAGUUGUCAGCCAUCAGUAAUGGGUUGUCUGACACUUCGUUAGCUUUCAGAUUGGAGUUGGCACACUUACCCAAAGACUCGUAGCUUUGCACUUUAAAAGCCUGAACUGAAAGUAUGGCCCAAAAUGUCAAAACAAGUUGGGUAUUCAUCUCUAACCUCUCUUCUCACCCAGAAGCUACUGAUCCAAAAACCACCGCAAUAUUGCAGGUCUGUAUCUCACAACCGACCUUUCACACUUUUUUUUUUUUUUUUUUCCCUUCACUGUGACUCUAAAUCUAAAGACUUCAGUCGCACUGAUAGUCAUAAAAAGGUUCUCUAGUAACACUUGGCUUUUGAUCAUACAUUGAAAAUUGCAGGUUGGAUUGAACCAGAUGCAUAAUAGGUUAAUGCUGGCUGCCUCCUACUGGGCACACCUCUGUCUGGUCUCUAUACCAAUCUGUCUAGUGGAGCCACUUAAUAGGCUGAGGCAGAAUUGGAUUAAGUGAAACCAAUAUUUACCUGGAUGUUCUUCCAAGGGGGGGAAAAAAAAAUCCCUUGUAUGCUAUUUGGAUGAUCGUUCCAAGACCUACACCUCCUGAGAAGCUGAAAGAAAAAUGCGACUCCUUAAUCUCCUGUACUUCUAGAUUUGAAAAUCAAUAAUGGCGAUAUAAGGAUUAUGCUAAUUAAAAGAUUAAACUUAAUGACUGCACGAACAUAGUUUGCAGUGUUUGUGGCCUUGUGAGGAAUAUACUAAUCUGUUUUAUAGAUUUGUAACUUGGUUCUGAAACACUAUGUGGGGAACGAAUUUGUCUUUUUAUAAGUCUCCUAACAUUGUACAAAGUAAAAAUAAUUUUUUUUUCCUCCGGGGAGAGAGAGUAAUUGUAUUAGGAAACAGCUGAAUGACUCGUAACUUACAGAUGAUGCGUUUUAUAAAGGGUACUGUGAUGUGAUGAGUCAGCGUCAUAGCUCCCUCAUGUCUACUAUAAAAUCUUGGUACUCCUUUCUCCUGCAAAAGCAUUCUUGCAUCUUGUUUGGUAUCACCAGUGGCACUAGUCUCGUGCAAACGGAGGAGUUUCACGCUUAAGUUCUGUAUAUCUACUGUACGCUGAUUGUAUAAACAGCCCCCCGAUUAAGCAAAGCUAGCUGUAGCAAGCACCCUGCUCUGAUUCCUUGGGGGCGUUGUGAUUUUUUUUUCUAAAGUUUUUGUUGCACAAACCAUGAGGAUUCAGCUAUAUGUUAAUCUCUCUCUCUUUCUAGAGAUCCUUGGAGUAUAUCCUUACAGAUAUAGUAUUCUGCAUAUAUGUACAUAGUCUUAAACCCUACGCUGUAAAAAAAAAUGUUUUUAUUAAAAGUUCUACCUUUUUUGA